Messenger RNA from Magallana angulata, 2064 nucleotides. RefSeq names its product integrator complex subunit 10-like. Lineage: Eukaryota; Metazoa; Mollusca; Bivalvia; Ostreida; Ostreidae. The coding region runs from base 16 to 2055 and encodes 679 amino acids. The transcript has 15 exons. Gene Ontology annotation, biological process: snRNA processing. Gene Ontology annotation, cellular component: integrator complex. The record is from RefSeq and is a predicted model, not a curated record.
CAUUGGGAAAACAACAUGGCUGCAACCAUGAAUGAGAAGGCAAUGAGCGACGAAGUUUGGCUCAUAUCUCGUGCUAGAGCUUGCAUGAAACCUACUAAAAGUGACCCAUAUGCAGCAAAAGCAUGGAUGAUAACAGCCAGAUCUUUAUUUCCGAAUAACUUUUCAAUACAGUUUGAAGCAUACUCUUUAGAAAAAGCUGGGAAGAAUGUCAAGGAGGCAGCAAAGUUGUUAGAGGAAAUGUUUGUAUUGUUUCCAAAUGAGCCUCAACUAUGGGAGGAAAUACAAGAAAUUUUGGAAAUUCUUCAGACAGAAAUGUCUGCUAAUAGCCACAAAAACUUUUUAACAGAGAUAUUUGCUGCAGUCUCCACACCAACACAAUGUCAGAUGUUACUAAGUGUUGCCCAGAAAAUCAGCAAUACCCUAGAGCAGUGUAGACUUCUACUCUUGGCCAUGAGAAAGUUUCCAAAUCUUGUCUUUGAGCAUGGACUUAAGCUGUUAGAUACCCUACAACAAGCAGAAUUAGAAGCAAAAAUGAAGUACCCUGUCAACUGUUACAGAAAGCUAUUUGUAUGUGAUGUCCUCCCCCUGGUGCUACAGAAAGUGAAAAACCCUGAGCUACCAGCAGCCCAGAUCUACAGAUGGCUUCAGAUGUCUGUUGAGUUUUAUAUCAUGUUUGUCACUCAGUCACCCAGUUUUAAUACAAGUUCCAGCAAUUCUCCAGAGUUGCUGUCGCCCACAAAGUUAAGUAACAGAGUGAGCAUCCCCGGUCUGUUUGACAAGGAGUGUCAGGUGAGUGACCCCUGGGGCAGCCUCCUGAAGCUCAUCAUCUUACUGGGCCAGCUGAUGGACUGGGAUGUACCCCCAGAUCUGUUCAGUGAACCAAGGGAAAUCCAGUACAAGAACAUCUACAGUAUGUAUAACAGAGCUCGCCAGUCCCGCUCACCUGAGCAGACUCGCCAGGUGUUGUACACCACGGUGGUUUUGUUUCUGGAGUGUCUGUACACCUACGUAAGCAGUGUAGACCCACAGUCCUUCCUGGGCCCCAGUGCCAGCCACACCCCACUGGUCCUCAUGGAAAAAUUUGAAAAUGAAAGUGCAGAUGAAGAGCCUCAAGCAAAAAAAGCCAAAGUACAAACGGAGAGCAGCCCCACAAUAGAAGGAGCGGAGAGUAUCAGUAAUGCCAGCCGAAUCAUCAACAGCUUCACCACAGCAUUUAAAUGUUACGAGUUGAUGCACUCAACAGCAGACCUUCAGACAGAGUUUAUGAAGCUGUGUGAGAUUUGGCACAUGGAGACUUGGACAUGGAUGGGACAUUUCCAGACAGACAUGCUGAUAUAUCAGGGUGCCUUUGCAGAUGCCAUUGCACAUCUACAGAAUUUUUCAUCAACAAUAAAAGAAAAUAUGCAGCUUAGAAGUAACCUACAAAUGGCGUGCUGUUUUUACUGUCUGCAGAAGUAUUCAAAAGCCUGUGAGCUGGUUUUGAAUGUCAUCAAAGACCUGCCAUACACGCAUGAUAGACCACCAACCUCAAAUCUUGCGGAGACAUCUGGAGCUAAGGGGAGACAACUCUGGCUUACCAGGUGCACAGAAUCAGAGAUUCUUCCCUACUGUAUUCAGUUGCUUCUGGCUGCUCUUAAGUCUAAAGCAUUCUCAGCAAAAGGGGAUGACACUUCAUUGGGUCACAUGAUCGUAUUACUACAGUACGACUGGCCAAAGUCGGAGGCACUUUUCUUCGAAGUAUUGAAGAAAAUCAAACAGCAGAACAGCCUUGUAUAUAAUAUGUUCUUCAACUAUGUCAUAAAUGUUGACAUUUUAGAGGAAAUAGCAUUUUUAAAAACACUUGAAGGAGGAAAAGUAAAUCUGGACAUCCUGCCAACCAGCACUAAAGUCAUAGCCCAACAACGAACGGUGACAAGAGGUGUGAACAAAGUGGUGAAGGAGGACUUCAAGCUGACAAUGGUGAAACAAAUGGGGCGUAGUGAAGAACCAGUGGAGAAGUUAAUCAGGACAUUUCUGACAAACGAAAGAAUCAGCAUAUUAAAAGCUUUAGCAUGAGAGACACUA